Molecule: messenger RNA, 3751 nt
Organism: Thamnophis elegans (Western terrestrial garter snake)
Lineage: Eukaryota; Metazoa; Chordata; Lepidosauria; Squamata; Natricidae
Gene: EMILIN2
Product: elastin microfibril interfacer 2
Molecular function (GO): protein binding
Source: RefSeq, a predicted model, not a curated record
AGUCGGUGGGAUUUUUUGCGCCGGUGGAAAAACUCAGCGGGAGAACUCAAGGGAAGCAAAAAAUAAAAAUAAAAAUUGGCGGGAGAAGAGAAAAGGCGUGUAAGAAGCGGCGAAGCAACGAGUAGAGUAGCCAGCGGGCAGGCGAAUCCCAUCGCAGCGGCUCUUCGUCUUCACGCCUCGCCGCUUCCCACGCGAGUCAAGUGAGCUGGUGGCGCGCCACUUCGGGCGGAAAUGGAGCUGCUCGCGAAGCCCUUCGGCUGCGUGGUGGCGCUGGUCCUGUCUCUCGGGGGCUGCCUCAGCCUGGUCUCCCCCUACUCGGGUCCGGGUCGUUCGGGCGCCAGAAACAAAAACUGGUGUGCCUAUGUAGUGAACAAAAAUGUGAGUUGCUCUGUGCUGGGUGGCACUGAAAGCUUUGUUCAAGUUCAGUAUGUAUGUCUUUGGAACCAAGAACCCUGCCCACAUAGUUUCCCAUGUAUCGAACAAGUUUUGAGGCCUAAAUAUAUUUUAACAUACAAGAUGGUAACCGAAUUAGAGUGGAGGUGUUGUCCUGGAUACAUGGGUGUAGAUUGCAAAGAGGCUGUAGCAGAAAAGCCAAGAUCAAUAGCUUACCCAGCAGAACUUCCACCCAAUGAUAUGAAGCCAAGCUUGGAUUCUAGACCAAAGCAAAAACAAGAAGAUUCACAAGAUAAAAAAAUACAGUUUCUGGAGGAUGAAUUCCGGCUUACACAGACUGUGCUAGAACUUCAGUCUGCUAUAACCAAUGCGGAUAAAUCCAAAGUUACUGUGCAAGAAGAUGCAAGUCAGAGAGAAAUAUCUUGGUUGAACAACCUUCAUGAUCAUCCAGGAUUGGACAGUACUUCGGAGGAAAAACAGAGAAUAAAUAUCCAUUGAACACUACAUGACUCAUACAACCUGAAACAGAAAGACUAACAUCUGAAGAAGAUAAAUAGAGGAUGGCCUGAAAGCCAAAUUAAUAGGUUGGAACAACUGAAUGGGAAAGUAAAUGACUAUGAAGGGCAAUUAAAGCAGCUCCAAGAAGCAGCCCAAGGACCAACAAUAACAAUGCCCAACAGUCAGUUGUACCAGGAAUACAUAGAUGCUAAAUUUGAAGCCCUGAGACAGGAUAUGUUGGAAGGAUUUGAAAAGAAAAUGGCAGAUGUGAAAAAUUCCUGUGAAUAUAAGUUGACAGAUAUUCAACAAUAUUGUAACGAUCACGAGGCCAAUUUCUUAGGACUUAGAGAAUCUGUUGCAGAAAAAGAAAAUGACCUAAGAAAACAAAUUCAAAAUCUACAGAAUGUUAUCAAAGUACCAUUAAACCAUUCGUGUUGCAGUGACGAUAUUAGAGAACAGAUGAGUACUUUGGAUAAAAAGAUAGAGAAAAUUGCAGAAGCAAAUAAAAUUUUAAAUGCCAGGAUAGAUAAUGAAAUAAAACAUAUUUCCACUCCAUAUUCAGAAGACAACUUUGAUGAAAAAUGGGAGGAAAUAGAAGCAAGGAUUAAUGUUACCGAGAAAAAUGCUGAAGAACAUUGCUUUUACAUUGAGGAAACUCUCCGUAAUGUUAUAGCUACUAAAACAGAUGAAGUAAGGGACUUAUUUGACAAAAAGUUCCAAGUAAUAGAAAGCAAACUAGGUUCUACUAUUCUUGAUAUUGCUAAUGUUACCAGUCCAGAUGAUAUAUAUAUUACUCAAGGAUCAACACUGCAGAACAACUCAGAAUCUGAAAAUAAGCGCAUUGUAUUGGAGAUGAAUCUUAUGAAGAACAAAUUACAACACACUGAAGAAGUUUGCCAAUUUUUAUCACAGUAUUUGGAAAGUCUUCAGAAAGGAAUAGAAAACACUAACAGUAAAUAUGAUCAAUUAUUUUUGAAAACAAAAGACAAUUCUGAUAUUUUAAAAUCUUUCAAUAGCUCUUUGAGUGAAAAGUUCAGUUUAAUUAAAGGCACUCAGCGUGACAUUCAUAAACUUCAUAAGGAUCUGAGAAUAGUUCGGUUUGGUCUGCAUGCUAUUGAUAAAGAUGUAAAACUCCUUCAGAAUGAUUUAAACGGCUGUAAAGAACAACUUUUAGGUAUUAAUUCUACGUGUGGAAAGACACAGCUUGAGUUACUCAGAAAAACAGAUGAAAUACAGAAAAUGAUGAACAAUCAAACAAUUCACCAAACAAUAUUGUUGCAAUCACUUGAACAAAAGAUAAAUCAACUGAAUAGGGAAGAAUUGUUUAACUUGACCAAAUGUAAGGAUAAAAUACCUGGCAUCUCAGACUUGGAAGAAGUAUCAAAUGUUGAGAAAACUUGCAAUAAACUAGAUUCUGUCUCUAGCACUCAAAAGAUAAAGGAGGGAGUAAACAGACACAUCUCCAGUCUCUGGAACUGUUUUGAUCAGAUGAACAUAACUGUAACAUCCCAUUCAAAAGAUAUUCUUAGCCUCAAAAAUUUUACCCAACAGUUUAAUAGCCAGUUUCACAAAUUUGCCAUUGAUCUUCAGAACCCGAAGAAAAUUCAGCCUUCUAUAUAUGAAAAACCAUCAGUGCUGUUAGCAAAGGAACAGGAGAAAGAACAAGGAGAAAUUCCUCAGCCACAUUCAGAUCCAACAAAACCAUUACAGUCAUCUCAGCCAGGCAAAUUUCCAGCACCAUCACAGCCAAGGAUUCCUGCACAGUCACAAACAGAAGUGCAUCUGCAUCUCUCCCGAGCUCAAACACCUGUACAAAUUCCAGAAUUAAGAAUACCUCUGCAGCCAUCGCGUCCACAAAUAAUUAUACAGCCCCCAUUGCAAGGAAUACCUCUUCAGUCAUCAGAUUCCAGAAUCCCGAUGGAGCCAUCAAAACCAGGGAUCUCUUCUUUGCCUGGAUCUAGUGGGUUACUGAUGGAAGCUGGACAGGCAGGCCCUCCUGGUACUCUUCUAAGGUCAAGAAAAGGACUGUCAAAAAGAAUAAAUGGGAAGGACGGCCAGAAUAAUAUGCUUAUAUCUGAAGGAUACGCAGGGGCACCAGGUUAUCCAAACCCACCCAAAUCGCCAUCUCCACAAGUAGGAGCUUUUACUUCUUUGGUGUCUUUUUCUGCUGGCCUUACAAAGAAGCCUUUCCCUGAAGAUGUGGGUGUGAUACAUUUUAACAAAGUCCUUGUAAAUGAUGGAAAUUAUUAUAACCCUAACACAGGUUUCUUUACAACUCCAUAUGAAGGUCGUUACCUAAUCACAGCUGUUCUAGUUCCUGAGAGAGGUGAAUAUAUUGAAGCAGUGCUGUCAGUCUCCAAUUCAAGUGUUGCUCAGCUUCACACAGCUGGCUAUAAGAAAGACCAACCUGAACAUCGCAAGCCAAGAUCAGGGAAACGGAUUUGUGGUGGAACUGGGGGUUUUCAACUUGUUCUCCAUCUCAAAACAGGUGCAGAAGUAGGCGUCGUAGUUACUGGGGGCAAGCUAGCCUAUGCAGACUCUGAUGAAAUAUAUUCUACAUUCAGCGGAGUAUUUCUGUACCCUGAGCAGAAAAUAAAACCUGAAUUAAAUAUCUAGAAAUUGAACCUGAACAAAUAAUGAAUGAAUUGGAAAGUGUUAAUGUUCCUUUUUCCAUUUUUCUAUAUUUUGAUAAUUUGGCUUAAAUGCUGCUCUUAUCUGUUUCUUCUCCUAUUUGCCUUUUAUUUAUAGAGUAUGGUUAUUUAUGUAUAGACCUAAUUUGGUAUAGUAAUUAAGGCAUCUGGCUAGAAAUCAGAAGACCAUGAAUUCUAGUCCUACCUUAGACCCAAAGCCAGCUGGAUGA